This is a messenger RNA of Penicillium samsonianum, 414 nucleotides long. RefSeq lists its product as uncharacterized. Lineage: Eukaryota; Fungi; Ascomycota; Eurotiomycetes; Eurotiales; Aspergillaceae. The transcript has a single exon. Bases 1 to 414 code for a protein of 137 amino acids. The record is from RefSeq and is a predicted model, not a curated record.
AUGGUUGUGAAUUGGGCCCCUCGUGCACCCGGGUGGACAUCAAUGACUGCCUUGGACCAAGCAAGUCGCGAAGGGGGCUGGAUUAUGGUGGAUGACCCCGACGUUGAGGUCAAUGUCACCGAUGAUAAGUUCUUCUUGGGCCUCCUCCAACCAGGGGAAAGCUGCACUAGACAUGUUUCAAUUGAAUUUUCCGAUUUGCAUCCCGCUACAGUGGUCGGGGACACCUAUCGAUACCAGUAUUGGGGUGGCUACAUUGACUGGUGGACUUGGGGGGAUCGGGAAGAAUAUGCCAAUACAGUGGUGAAAUUGCGAUGCUGGCUGAAUGCUUAUGUUGUUGACCCUGUUGAUAACGACGGAAGACCGGUUAUAAUGAUUGCCUCAUCUAACGCAGUCGAGUUCACUGUUGUUGAUUGA